CCGCCGGGGAGGGGAAGGCAGAACGACGGCCAUUACCCAGGCCUGGGCCGUCCGAGUAAAGGCGGGGUUGUGGGUGAGGGCAGCUGAACGGAAGCGGGUUUUGGUGGAGGCAGGCCGGCUCGGCCCGGUUCCGGGUGUCACUUAGUUGGCAACCGAGAAGGGGGGGGGGCUGAGGAGAGAAGAUGGCGUCCGACUUGGAGACUGAGGUCCAGGCUAUUGACAGGAGCUUGUUGGAAUGUUCCGCUGAGGAGACUGCCCUGAAAUGGCUGCAAACGUCUGAUCUUCCUAAAGAAAUAUACAAGCACCUUGCCUAUUAUGUACCCAAAAUUUACUGCAGGGGUCCUAAUCCAGCCCCACAAAGAGAAGAUAUGCUUACACAACAUGUUUUGUUGGGCCCAAUGGAAUGGUAUCUGUGUGGUGAAGACCCUGCAUUUGGUUUUCAGAAACUUGAGCAAUCAAACAAACCUUCACAUCUUUGUGGCCGGGUUUUUAAAGUUGGAGAGCCUACGUACUCUUGCAGAGAUUGUGCAGUUGAUCCAACAUGCGUGUUAUGCAUGGAAUGUUUUCUAGGAAGUGUUCACAGAGAGCAUCGAUACAGGAUGACAACAUCUGGUGGGGGAGGUUUCUGUGACUGCGGUGAUACCGAAGCUUGGAGAGAAGGUCCUUACUGCCAAAAGCAUGAACAUAACAUUUCAGAAACAGAAGAGGAAGAGGAUCCUCUUGUGCAUUUGUCAGAAGAUAUGAUAGCAAAAGUUUAUAAUAUUUUUGCAAUCAUGUUUCAAUAUGCGGUAGAUAUAUUAACAUGGGAAAAAGAAAAUUAUUUGCCACCAGGUUUAGAGACAGUUGAGAAGAGUGAUACUUACUACUGCAUGCUUUUUAAUGAUGAAGUUCACACAUAUGAACAGGUUAUUUACACUCUUCAAAAAGCUGUCAGCUGUACACAAAAGGAGGCCAUUGGCUUCGCAACAACUGUAGACAGAGAUGGACGCAGGUCAGUUCGAUAUGGAGAUUUUCAGUACUGUGAUCAAGCCAAAUCAGUGAUAGUGAGAAGUACCAGUCGCCAGACUAAGCCACUGAAGGUUCAAGUUAUGCAUUCAGCUAUCGUUGCCCAUCAGAGCUUUGGUUUGAAGCUUCUAACUUGGCUGGGUAAUAUUAUUGGAUAUUCAGAUGGCCUUCGAAGAAUAUUGUGUCAAGUUGGCUUACAGGAAGGACCAGAAGGAGAAAAUUCUUCUCUUGUGGAUAAACUGAUGUUGUCUGAUUCUAAACUCUGGAAAGGAGCUAGAAGUGUGUAUCAUCAGUUAUUCAUGAGCAGCCUACUGAUGGAUUUGAAGUACAAGAAACUUUUUGCUAUCCGGUUUGCAAGAAAUUAUCGGCAGUUGCAGAGAGAUUUUAUGGAGGAUGAUCACGAGCGGCCAGUGUCGGUGACUGCUCUCUCUGUUCAACUCUUCACUGUGCCUACUCUGGCUCGAAUGUUAAUCAUAGAAGAGAACCUUUUGACUACUAUUAUCUCAACAUUUAUGGACCACUUGCGACAUCGAGAUAUACAGGGCAGGUUUCAAUUCGAACGGUAUACUGCGCUACAAGCUUUCAAAUUCAGACGAGUCCAAAGCCUGAUUCUGGAUUUAAAGUAUGUGUUGAUAAGCAAGCCAGUUGAUUGGUCAGAUGAUUUGAGGCAAAGAUUUCUGGAUGGCUUCGAUGGCUUCUUGGAGUUACUGAAGUGUAUGCAGGGUAUGGAUCCAAUAACCCGCCAAGUAGGGCAGCACAUUGAAAUGGAACCAGAGUGGGAAGCAGCAUUCACGUUGCAGAUGAAACUAACACAUGUCAUCUCAAUGAUGCAAGAUUGGUGCGCUUUAGAUGAAAAAGUGCUCAUUGAAGCAUAUAAGAAAUGUUUGACUACACUGAUGCAAUGCCACAGUGGUUUUACUGAUGGAGAGCAACCUAUUGAUCUCAACAUGUGUGGGCAUUCAGUUGAGACUAUCAGAUAUUGUGUUUCUCAAGAAAAAGUGAGCAUUCAUCUACCUGUUUCCCGUUUACUUGCAGGUUUGCAUGUGCUUCUGAGCAAAAGUGAAGUGGCAUACAAAUUUCCAGAACAGCUGCCAAUGAGUGAACUUAGUCCACCUAUGCUGAUAGAACAUCCCUUACGAUGUCUAGUUCUGUGUGGCCAAGUACAUGCUGGCAUGUGGAGGAGAAAUGGAUUCUCACUUGUGAACCAAAUAUACCACUAUCAUAAUGUGAAAUGCAGAAGAGAGAUGUUUGACAAAGAUAUAGUAAUGCUUCAGACAGGUGCAUCCAUGAUGGAUCCAAAUCACUUCCUGAUGAUAAUGCUGAGUCGCUUUGAACUUUAUCAGAUAUUUAGUACUCCAGAUUUUGGCAAAAGAUUCAGUUCUGAAAAUUCCAAUAAGGAUGUGGUUCAACAAAAUAGUACGCUCAUUGAAGAAAUGUUGUACCUAAUUAUAAUUAUUGUUGGAGAGAGAUUUAUCCCCGGUGUUGGUCAAGUCACUGCUACAGAUGAAAUCAAGAGAGAGAUUAUCCAUCAAUUGAGCAUCAGGCCCAUGGCUCACAGUGAAUUAGUAAAAGCAUUGCCUGAAGAUGAGAAUAAAGAGACUGGAAUGGAAAGUGUGAUCGAAGCAGUUGCCUGUUUCAAGAAACCAGGACUAACAGGCAGAGGAUUAUAUGAGCUGAAACCAGAAUGUGCUAAAUAUUUCAACUUAUAUUUUUAUCAUUUUUCAAGGGCAGAGCAAUCUAAGGCAGAGGAAGCCCAAAGGAAACUAAGACGACAAAACCGAGAAGAUACAGCACUCCCACCUCCUGUUCUGCCUCCAUUCUGCCCUCUGUUUGAAAGCCUGAUCAAUAUUCUGCAGUGUGACAUCAUGUUGUGUAUUAUGAGGACAAUCCUGCAAUGGGCAGUAGAGCAUAAUGGCCAUGCCUGGUCAGAGUCUAUGCUUCAAAGGGUUCUGCACUUAAUUGGAAUGGCACUCCAAGAAGAAAAGCAGCACAUUGUGAAUGCUGAUGAAGAUAACGUAGUAACAUUUACCUUCAGUCAGAAGAUCUCAAGGCCUGGUGAGACACCCCGCAAUUCCCCAAGUAUAUUAGCUAUGCUAGAAACUUUGCAAAAUGCACCCCAUCUAGAAGUGCACAAGGACAUGAUCAGAUGGGUACUAAAGACUUUUAAUGCUGUUAAGAAGCUCGGAGAGAAGUCUUCUGCAAGUCCUGUAUCGGAGACUGAGGGAAAUAUUAUUGAAGAGAGCUCACGAGAUAAAGAAAAGGCUGAGAGAAAGCGAAAAGCUGAGAUUGCCAGACUGCGAAGAGAGAAGAUCAUGGCACAGAUGUCUGAGAUGCAGCGACACUUCAUUGAUGAGAACAAAGAACUCUUCCAGCAAACUUUAGACGAACUUGAAACUUCUACCUCCAGAGUGCAUGAAAAUAGUCCUUCAGUUUCAGAUACCAAGCUUACAGCCUUGGGUCCUGAGCAGACUAAAGUGACUGCGCAAAGGCAAGUGGUUACCUGUAUUUUAUGCCAAGAAGAACAGGAGGUUAAAGUGGAUAACAGAGCCAUGGUCCUGGCAGCAUUUGUUCAGAGAUCAACAGUCUUGUCUAAAAAUAGAAAUAAAGUGAUUCCUGAUCCUGAAAAACAUGAUCCAUUGUUCAUGCAUCCAGACCUAUCAUGUGGGACACACACUGGUAGUUGUGGACAUAUUAUGCAUGCUCACUGCUGGCAAAGGUAUUUUGAUGCUGUGCAAGCAAAAGAGCAAAGACGACAACAAAGAUUACGUGUGCAUACAAGUUACGAUGUAGAAAAUGGUGAAUUCCUUUGUCCUCUUUGUGAAUGUUUAAGCAACACAGUCAUUCCACUGCUACGUCCUCCAAGGACUUUAUUUAACAGGUUAGAUUUAAGUCAACAAAAUCUUGCUCAGUGGAUAAGAACAAUAUCUCAGCAAAUCAAAGCGUUGUGUAUGCUUCGAGAUCAAGAAAGUGCUAGUAACCCCUCUUGUAGCAACUCAGAUAAAAUGGAUGAACUACAUCUACCUGAGGGGUUUAGACCAGAGUUCCAACCAAAGAAUCCAUAUUCUGAAAGCAUUAAAGAAAUGCUGAAAACAUUUGGCACCGCAAUGUAUAAAGUGGGCCUGAAGGUUCACCCCAAUGAAGAAGAUCCACGUGUACCUAUAAUGUGCUGGGGCAGUUGUGCAUAUACAGUACAAACAAUAGAACGAAUUUUAGCAGAUGAAGAAAAGCCAUUAUUUGGACAUUUAUCUUGUAGACAGGAUGACUGCCUUACUUCAUUAACUAGGUUUGCAGCUGCACACUGGACGGUUUCUUCACUUUCAACAGUACAGGGUCACUUUUGUAUGCUUUUAUCAUCGCUGGUGCCUAAUGAAAAAAGUGGGAAUCUCGCAUGCAUUCUUGAUAUCGACAUGUUUCAUUUAUUGGUAUGCUUGGUGCUUUCUUUCCCCGCAGUACACAGUCAGGAUUUUUCAGGAGUUAGUCAUGGUACUGGAGAUAUUCAUAUCUUCCACCUUGUUACUAUGGCACAUAUCGUACAAAUAAUGCUUACCUCGUCCACAGAAGAAAAUGGCAUGGACCAAGAAAACCCUGCUGGUGAAGAAGAAUCAGUCCUUGCUUUGCAUAAAUGUCUUGGCCAGUAUGCAGGAAGUACCUUGAAAGAAAUUUCUUCUGGAUGGCAUCUAUGGAGAAGUAUAAAAGCUGGGAUCAUGCCUUUUCUGAGGUGCUCUGCUAUGUUCUUCCACUAUUUAAAUGGUGUUCCAGUACCACCAGAGUUGCAAGUCAGCGGGGCAAACCAGUUUGAACACUUGUGUAGCUAUCUCUCUUUGCCAAACAACCUCAUUUGCCUUUUUCAAGAGAACAGCAAAAUUAUAAAUAUGCUAAUAGAAAGCUGGUGUAAUAAUGAUGAACUGAAAAGAUACCUGCAGGGUCAGAGACAAGCCAUAAGCUAUCCACGAGAAUCUAACAAAUUAAUAGACCUUCCUGAUGAUUACAGUUGCCUCAUCAAUCAAGCUUCUAACUUUUCGUGUCCAAAGUCAGGUGGUGAUAAAAGUAGAGCACCAACAUUAUGCCUUGUAUGUGGGACCAUGUUGUGUUCUCAAAGCUACUGUUGUCAAACAGAGUUAGAAGGAGAAGACGUAGGAGCCUGUACUGCACAUACAUUUAUCUGUGGCUCUGGAGUGGGAAUUUUUCUCAGAGUCCGAGAGUGUCAAGUGCUAUUCCUAGCUGGAAAAACAAAGGGCUGCUUCUAUGCUCCUCCCUAUCUUGAUGACUACGGAGAAACUGAUCAGGGACUCAGACGUGGGAAUCCGUUACAUCUGUGUAGAGAGCGAUUUAAAAAGAUUCAAAAACUCUGGCAACAGCACAGCAUUACGGAAGAAAUAGGGCAUGCACAAGAAGCAAAUCAAACUUUAGUAGGCAUUGACUGGCAGCAUUUAUAGCUAACUAUUUCUGAAGAUUGGAACCUUCCUGAUCAUUCUUUUAUAAUACAGCGAAAUUUGUCAAGCAGAAGGAGGAUUAGAAGACAAAGGACUGAAGUAAUAAAGAGAAGAAUUUAGUUAUUUUAUUAACUUUUCCAUGUUUGUAUAUUUCCUGGUUUCCAUAACCAUGUAAACUUUUCUGUUUAGCAGGUUUGAGCAAUAGUAUUAUUUGCUUCCUACUGUGCUUCCUUCAUACACAACCUGUUGAUUUCUGUAACUUGGGCUAGUGAAUUUACGUUUCUGGUACUAAAGUGGACAUCUUCUGAAAUCUUUUUUGAUACCUUAGAGGAGGAAAAACUGCUGAAAUGGCAACUAGACAGAGCACAAUGUAGAAGUGGUAUGUUUGCCCUUUUGUAGUAAAUCUGAGCCAUUUUGCAUUUUAGUAAAACUGUUCUGUACUUGGAAUGACAUAGGGGUGCACAAUGUAGCAAUGGAUUUAUAUAUGAGUGCAUAAGAACACUCAUUGUAUCUAAAAUGAAUUUGUAAUCUGAAGCUUUGCAGGGCCCUUUUGCCUUUGUAUUUCUUCUUAUAAGAAAGAGAACACUUUAAUAAGGAAAAUUAACUUAAAUAUCUUUUUUGAAAUCUUGCACUCUUUGGAAUUAUUGUAUGGAUUGUGAUAUUGACAUAAUGGGCAAAAACAAAACUGUUUUCCCCAGGUAGCAUGCCAUCACUUGGGUUAUAGCUCCACCUUUGAAGGCAAGAAUGCAAAGGAGUCAAGACCGUAGCUGCCCCUUCCAGUCCCACUCCAGUUCAUUCUUGCCUUCAUCCGAGGCUGUUCCCUUGUGUACUCUUUACUCCUUACUGUAGUGAGUGUGGGUCUGUGUGUUUAGUGAGUUUUGGUCAGUACGUUUAGGAUUGUGUGUAGAGAGCUUGAUGUGGGGAGUGUGAGAGAGUGUUUGUUUUUGUUUGUUUUGUGAGGGGAAUUUUUUAUUUGUCAUCUUCCAUGUUGAAAAGGUUGACAUUCUGCUUUGUUGAGUUGAGAUAUUGAGAUAGUAACAUCACUCAUUGGAGAAGUCAUGUGAACAAUAAUUUGAUGACAAAUUCAGAGGGAGAGAAUAAGUGGUUUGGUUUGGUUUUACUUUUGGUGAUUUCAAACAUUCAAAGUUCAGGAUCCAUCUCCCUUUAUACAGUUCUUAUGCUAAAAAUAUAGAAAGCAAAGUAAAAGCCAUGGACAGUCCCCUUAACAAAACAUUUGUGAGUUGCAAAAUUUUGUGGCCAUUAGUUUCCUUCAUUUCUAUUGUCUACAUAGAUUUGUACAUGGCUGGCAUUCUGUAAAGAAAUUUGUCUAUAGUAUAUUUUAUAAGUAUAUUGAAAACACAGAUUUUGCACAUGGGUGCCUGAAGGCAGUGAAUUUUCUAAAUAUAAAAAUCUUCUCCAAGAAAACAAUAUAAAAUAUUUUAGAGAGGUUUCAUUCUAUCUCUUCCAAAUUUCAUUUUUAAAUGACAAAUUACUAUAAUCUAUAAUCUUAGCUAGUUCUGAUUUCAUCUUCAGUGCAGAAAAGCCAUCCCUUGAACAUCCAGUGUGCUUGCAAUUAGUGCAAGUUUGGAUUUUUUUUAGUGAUCUGACACAUCAGGUAGUGUUCACAGCAGCUUUCUAUAGGCCAGAAUAAUUACAGUUAAUACAUAAAACACAAAAAGCUAUACCAGCUUGGAUUCCUCUUCUUAAGGAAAGGAAUUUUUGACAGGACAUACUUGUCAAUCUGAUCAGAGUCUUCCUACACGUGUGCUUUAGUAGUUCUUAAGUCUCUCCUCCUUUGCUGAGUGUUGUGUAACUAGCAAGAAAAUAUUCAGUCUUCAUUUUCCCUUUGAUUAGGUUGUGGAUAAAUCUUUGCUGUGCAUGUUACACUUAAUGUAAUGUUGUUUCUUUGGGAUUUUAAAAACUUCUUUUAAGAGGCAUAUAGAAACAGGGCAUUUAAAUUCUGGGUUUUUUUCCUCUCAUGGGUGCAUAGAUAAUUCAAAAAUGGCAAAUAGGAUCUGCUGCCAUUUAACUGAUAGGUUUCUAUAUAAAGUAAAUAUUGAGAGAAUAAGGUAUUUUCCUCUCAGGUACUAUAAUAGUCCGAGAUGGAAGUCAAAUGGGUUGGUGGAAUUAGGACUAUAAGACAUAGGAAAGUGUAUAAUUUAUCCUGGUUUUCUGUAGGAUUGCUCAUUCUUCAACAACCCAUUUUCUCUUCUCUGAUUUUUUCUUUUUGCAUGUAUUUAUGUUCAUUGUAGAAAUGUUUAUAUAACGAGAUUUCAGUAUCAGGGAAUUAAUACCUGUAAUGAAUUGGCUAAAACUUUCAUAUCUGUGGACAACUUGUAAAAAUUGAAAUGUAUCAUAUGUAUAAAAAGUAUAAGAAUAAAUGCUUUAGGUGUUGACAUUCAA
Molecule: messenger RNA, 7841 nt
Organism: Rhineura floridana
Lineage: Eukaryota; Metazoa; Chordata; Lepidosauria; Squamata; Rhineuridae
Gene: UBR2
Product: ubiquitin protein ligase E3 component n-recognin 2
Exons: 47
Coding region: 183-5441 (1752 amino acids)
Biological process (GO): ubiquitin-dependent protein catabolic process via the N-end rule pathway
Cellular component (GO): ubiquitin ligase complex; cytoplasm
Molecular function (GO): ubiquitin protein ligase activity; zinc ion binding
Source: RefSeq, a predicted model, not a curated record